AAACUGGACUUUAAGUAUCAUCUCUUACAUUUCGAUGAGAUACUAACUACAAAAAAUUGACGUGCUUGACGUGCAAUUUUUUCUUCAAAAUGAAGAAUUGAAAAUGUGAUUUAUUAUAUCGUUAUAUGUUCCUGUUCGAUAAAUUAACCAACAAUGAAUAAGAUGUCAAGAUAUCCUUCAGAUUGCAAAGUAUAUGUAGGAGACUUAGGAAGUGGUGCGACAAAACAAGAAUUAGAAGAUGCUUUCUCUUACUAUGGAUCUUUAAGAAAUGUAUGGGUAGCUAGAAAUCCACCUGGAUUUGCUUUUGUGGAAUUUGAAGAUGCUAGAGAUGCAGAAGAUGCAAUAAGAGGACUUGAUGGAAGAACUAUAUGUGGAAGACGAGCUCGUGUGGAACCAUCUAAUGGAAGAAGAUUAAGAGAUAGGAGUUAUUUCAGAAGAGGUAUAGGAAGAUUGUUUCAUCCUGAAGAUAGAUGUUACGAAUGUGGUGAAAGAGGCCACUAUGCUAGAAAUUGUCAACGACAUAGAAAUACACGUAAGAAAAGAUCCCACUCCAGGUCUUAUUCACGAUCAAAAUCUCAAUCAAGAUCACGGUCUCGGUCACGUUCGAAGUCAAGAUCAAGAAGCAAGCAUUCACGAUCAUCAUCUCGUAGCCGUUCUCACAGUAGAAAUGACUAUAAUAAAGAUAAAAUUCGUAAUAAACGACGAUCUGAUUCUAGAGAUCGUAGUCCGCGCAGGACCAAAUCGAAAUCUGUUUCUAGAUCUCGCAGCAAAUAAAACGAUGUAUAUUCUUUAGCUGAUAAGUGUAUGAAAAUCAUUUCUUAUGUUAAUAGUUAUAUGUUCUAUCAAUUAAGCUUUUUCAUGAUUAAUUUUUUCUAAUCCUUUGAAACAAGAUGUUAAAAAAAAAGACUUAUAUAAAUAAUAAAAAUUAUUAAAAUUUUAAAAGUUUAUAGUAAUCAUAAAAAAAAAUAUCAAAUUAAUAUAUCGUAAUCAAUUCUUUCAAUGUAAAAUCAACUUUUAUUUACAAAUAUUUGAUAUGAAUUGAUCAUGAAUUUUCAAUAUACAUAUGUAAAUAGAAAUUGAUUUAGUACGAAAUUAGUUUUAAGAUGUCAAUAUUAAUAAUAAUUUUAUAUUGAAAAUCUUUAACUAAUAUAUUUUUAAAUCAAUUUCUUUAUUUACAUUUAAUAUAUUGCGAAAAAAUUCAAUAUUGAAUAUUUUUAAAUAAUAAAAAUCGAUUGAUUAUUUAGAAAUAUUUUUUAUUUCUCACAAUAAAUACAUAAAUUUAUUUAAUAAAUUUUUAAAGUCUUUUUUUUUAGCAUUUUGUGUAUUGGGGAUAUAUAUACAUAUACAUAUAUCUCUAAUUUAUUUAAAUAUAAUAUUUAUCUAUCCAUAAUACUAGUUCGCAAUUGCUAUUUCAAUAGUUAGGAUAUUAAUAUAACAUUUCAAAUAUAUAUUUAUGAAACAUUUAUUUGAUUUCCUUUUAUGAAAUUUUUGUUAAUAAAUAUUUAUAUAAUAAUAGUAUAUUAUUAGUACCAUAAUUCAUAGAAAUUAAAAAUUCCAUAUUUUUUAAAUGUCAAAAAUAUAAGUUUAUGUUUAUUUAUAUUUCUAAAAUGAAAUAUAAAUUACUUAUUCAAUAACUUUAUUGAUACUUUUCUACAUUUUUCAAAAUUAAUUACAAAAUUAGAAUUAAAAUUAAUUAUUGAUAUAUCAAAAAAAAUAAAAUUAAAUUUUGAAAUUUAAUAUUUGAUUUUCCUUAAGUAAUUUUCUUUACAAUGUAUUUUUUUAUCUUUAAAACAAAAUAAAAUCUUAUAAUAUAAAAUCUAAUUUUUAUGUUAUAUAUAUUCUGUAUUGUAAAAUUGAAAUUUAUUAAAAUUAAUAUUCAAUAAAUUUUUACCAAAUAUA
Messenger RNA from Apis cerana (Asiatic honeybee), 1899 nucleotides. RefSeq names its product serine/arginine-rich splicing factor 7. NCBI's taxonomy places the organism in Eukaryota, Metazoa, Arthropoda, Insecta, Hymenoptera, Apidae. Gene Ontology annotation, molecular function: zinc ion binding; RNA binding. The record is from RefSeq and is a predicted model, not a curated record.